ACUCCACCCUUUUUCCUGUGGGCGAGGGUAGAGGUAACAGAUCCUGACGGAGUCGGACGGUGUGAAAACUGAUCGACGGCCUUUAUUUGUUGAACAGCGGAUGAAAUCUGCUCUUUUAGCGGUUAGAAAUGAUGAUGUUUAAGCUGCUUUUUUGGACUGGAUGCUACAGUCUGCUGUCAGUCGCGGAACAAGUUACAGCUGAAACUGAGAUAUUUUGCUCCUCUGAGCCGGUAGUAUCAUUCUGCGGCUCCAGCAUCAUUCUACAGUGUCACCUCGAGCCCCAGCAGGACGCAACAGACAACACAGUGAAAUGGACUCAGCAGAGUGAUGUUGUACACAUUCGUAAAGGUGAAAAAGACGUUCCUGGAGAACAAAUGGAGAGGUUUGAAGGACGCACGUCUCUGUUCUCUGAAGGUCUCCGUAAAGGAAAUCUGUCACUCCAACUUUCUUCUUUAAAACUCUCCGACUCUGGAAGAUACAAGUGCUCCUUUCAGGUCGGCUCAGUGGAGAAGAGUUGUUACGUUGGUCUCAUUGUUGGAGAGUCUGAAGUGAUCGGCUCACCUGAUCCAGUUACAGCAGAGUCGGGUCAGGAUGUGGUUCUACCAUGCCACCUGGAUCCUCCGUUUGAUGUAACAUCUCUGGCUGUGGAGUGGAGAUGGAACAAAACUAUGGUGCACUUAUAUCGAAAUCUUAAAGAUGAUAAAGAUAAUCAAGAUCAGAGGUUUAAAGGCAGAACUUCUCUCUUCCAUAAUGAAAUGACUCAUGGAAACAUUUCCCUCAAACUGAGUAAAGUAACUGAAGAAGAUGCAGGAAUUUACACCUGUUUUGUUCCUAAUCUUAACUGUCGGGUGAAAAAAGGAAACAUCGAUCUGAAAGUUGAGUUUAAAGAGGAAGAUCCAAACAACAAAGGUCAGAUUUGACAAGACAGGAUGAGAAUCCCAUUUUUAAUUAGACCACUGGUUUCAUCCAACAUCCUGCAGCCUUUAUUACUGCGUGGGAGUGGAGCCUCCUGUAGGGGUGUACAUAUUGUUUUUCUGUUUGGCUGGUUAUACUUUAUGUACUUUACAUUUACCGUAGUUUAUCUGUUACAUGUGUUUCUUCUCCAGUAAAACGCUUGUGGAAUUCUGUAUGGCAGGCUUCUAUAUAUAUGUAUAUAUAAAUAUAUGUA
Molecule: messenger RNA, 1168 nt
Organism: Melanotaenia boesemani (Boeseman's rainbowfish)
Lineage: Eukaryota; Metazoa; Chordata; Actinopteri; Atheriniformes; Melanotaeniidae
Product: CD276 antigen homolog
Exons: 4
Coding region: 129-920 (263 amino acids)
Source: RefSeq, a predicted model, not a curated record